GAUACAACUCCAUUUAAUGCUACCACCGAAAUGUGCUAGAAACUGUACUAUUUGACGGUGAUUACGGAGAAGCGCGUGUCGGAGAGCGAGGAGUAUGAAAAUGAAACAAACAGCGUUAACGUUUGUUUUUCGAGCCAAACCCAAACCCCGUUCACACAGACAAAGACUCAGUCAAAGGUUUCGUAUGAGACCAACCGGCUAAACCUUGUCCGUACCUUAAAUUAACCUACACUUGUCGGUUAACUUACGUGUCUUGUUCCAUUUUCCCACGUUCAUUCAACAUUACUACAUCUUGUUGUACAAGUUUUCAUUUCCCUGUUCCCACCCCCUAUUCCUAUUCCCACACACACACACCUCACUUUCUCAUUCUUUCUUCUUCUAUAAACCCAAAACCCUCUCUCUCUUUCUCUCUCUAAAAUACUAUAGAUAUAGAUCAACCAACCCUAUCUUAUCUAUCUAACUAUCUUACAAUAUCUCAGACUCUGAUGAUGGAGAAAAAGAGUAUGAAUAUGAAUACCGAUGAUUAUUCGGUUGGGUCUUUUCCUACCUAUUCGCUUACAAACAUGUUUGAUUUAUCUGAAGAAAGGAGUUUCAUGGAGUUACUAGGUGUGCAGAACAUGAGCAAUAGUUACAGUUUGUUUGAUUUACCUGCGGAUGUAAAGGAAUCAAUCACUGAAAAUGGUGGAAAUGGGAAAGAAUCAUCUUUGAAUAGUCAACAACAACAACCUGCUACUCCUAACUCUUCUUCCAUUUCUUCUGCGUCCAGUGAAGCACUCAAUGAUGAACACAACAAUAAAACUGUUGACCAAGCCAAUCAUCAUCUCCAAAAACAGUUGAAAGCUAAGAAGACAACGAACCAGAAGAGACAAAGAGAAGCUAGAAUCGCGUUCAUGACGAAAAGCGAGGUGGAUCAUUUGGAAGAUGGGUACAGAUGGAGAAAGUACGGUCAAAAAGCUGUUAAAAACAGCCCUUUUCCGAGGAGUUAUUAUCGUUGCACUAGUGUUUCAUGUAAUGUGAAGAAACACGUGGAGAGGUCAUUGAAUGAUCCAACCAUUGUAGUAACAACCUAUGAAGGGAAACACACGCAUCCAAAUCCAGUUAUGGGUCGUUCUUCAGUUUCUCAUGUUGGGUCUCUAAUACCACCAUCGCUACCAGCUGAAUGCAUCACCACCAACUUUGGUGGUUCUGAAAACUACAUGAUGCCGUCUCAAUAUUAUAAUCACCACCGUCAACAGGUUCUCUUUAAUACGUUGUCGUCUAUGGGUUAUUCUUCAAAGAUUCCUCAAGAGAGAUUGGUUUGUAGUAAUCCAAAGGUUAUGGAUCAUGGUCUUCUUCAAGAUGUAGUUCCUUCAAAUAUGUUCAAGGAGGAGUAGCUAAAUCAUUUGUUAUGGAUCAGUUUUUGUAGCUAGCUAGAUAUAGGAGACUUAGAUGAGAAGUACUCCAUUAGUGAAGAUCAUAUAUAAUAUAUACCGCUAAACUCAUGUUAUCUUUUUUUGCACAGAUAUAUAUCAUCAAUAUGGAUUUUGAAUUUUUUAUCAUUGACAACUCUCACUUGUAUGAUCAGGCAAAAAUAAGUUUCUAUUCUUUCUUCUUUCUUAAAAUUUUGAUUAGGGGUCGCAAAACGGCAUAUACGUAUUAAAAUGUAACGAAGUGGGUAUAAUCGAGAGUGUGCGCAUAAUUGUUUGGUCUUGUAUAUUAGUUACUUGGUGUGGAAUGGAAUGUGCAUUCAUUUUAAAUUGGUGCGGUAGUGAAGGUUGUUAGGUUUAGCUCGUUUAGGUUUUGAAAUGGGUGCAAUUGGUGUGUAAGGUUUUACUCUUUUUGCUUUGUUAUUGUAAUCUACGGAAAACGAAUUAUACGGAAAUGAUUUAUAAUUUGAAGGA
This is a messenger RNA of Vicia villosa (hairy vetch), 1880 nucleotides long. RefSeq names its product WRKY transcription factor 23-like. Gene Ontology annotation, molecular function: DNA-binding transcription factor activity; sequence-specific DNA binding. The transcript has 3 exons. Lineage: Eukaryota; Viridiplantae; Streptophyta; Magnoliopsida; Fabales; Fabaceae. The record is from RefSeq and is a predicted model, not a curated record. The coding region runs from base 486 to 1373 and encodes 295 amino acids. Gene Ontology annotation, biological process: regulation of DNA-templated transcription.